This is a messenger RNA of Neurospora crassa OR74A, 775 nucleotides long. RefSeq lists its product as hypothetical. NCBI's taxonomy places the organism in Eukaryota, Fungi, Ascomycota, Sordariomycetes, Sordariales, Sordariaceae. The record is from RefSeq and is a predicted model, not a curated record. Bases 264 to 581 code for a protein of 105 amino acids. The transcript has a single exon.
GCCGCGGCACUGUUCCAACCGUUCCCUCCCCCCCUUGAGAAAGCCACUUGGCUGUCAUCUACACUACCUACCUACGGAUCGACCCAAUACGGUUUGGACGGGUUGGAAGGACGCCGGUCUGUGUGUGAGGGUGGUGCUCGCAGUCUCAGAUCCACUCGAACGAGACCGUCAUCAAUCUGAGGCUUUCCGAUUAGCGAGCGCCCAGCCAGGAACCUCGCCAGAACUCGCCAGGAACCUCUGUCGAAUCUUCGCUCGCCUGUGCUAUGUACCGUGCUCCUCGAGCUCCCCCAUCGUCCUCCUCCCCCAAAGCGACCCCCCUUCUGCCCAAGUGCCCUUAUGAUCCCCCCCAUGAUCGUCCGUAUAGCGAGUCCCCGGGAUUAAUAUUGUCAAAUCAUUGCCAGAUAAAGACUGACUCUGCAAGAUUUGAUGGAGAAACUAGCCCGGAUAUUCACCAUGAAGAUUCGCUCUUGUCGACCGCCCUACCUAGUAAUUCUAGGGCAACGGUCAGUCCCGUCACUCGCAGCUUGACAGGCCGGGGCUGCUGGGGCCGAGAUGAUUGUGUGGUCGUCUUUCUGUGCUGAGUGAGUGCUUUUCUCAGUUGGAGUUGACAGGAAACGGACUGGCUGUUGCUAGUACUACAUACUACCUCUACACAGUGAUGUAAUCUUGAUCACUCGAUAUUAAAACAUCAUUGAUACAGCGGCCAAGAGACCGCUCAAAGACUCAAGAGGCAGGUGCUGUUCUGAUCUUGACCUUGGUGUACGAUGAGGAAGGA